AUGCUGCGCGAGGGCCUCUGGUUCCUGAUGCGGCUGCUGAAGCUAGCAGCGAUCGUUGUAUCGCUAGUCCAGCUUCUGAUCUUUUUGCCUCUCUCGCUGGAGCAUAGUCAGGAGACCUUCUUGACGUUCUCCGCGCUCAUGGCCAUGUUCUACUUUAGCCUGACUACGAUGCGCCUGCUCACCGCCGACACUCGGUUCAAGUACGUGACGCGCAUCAUUAUGUCGCUCCAGAACUUUGUGAUUCCAGCCGCGCUCUUCUUGUGUGCGCGGUUGUACGCACCCGAUGCAUCGCAUGCAUCGCAUACAUCGACACCACAGCCGUUCUCGGCCACCUCUGUGCCAUGGAUGCAGUCCGUGUCGAAAGCCCAAAUGUGGCUUGCGUCUCGUACGCCAUUCUCCUGGGGUGUCAAGCAGGAGGAGGUCGUGCCCAAGGACCAGUUCUUCUCGACGCUGCUGCACAUGGCACAGUACUCUCUUUCGCGGGUGCCUGGCGCUUGGUACUCGUUCCUAUUGUACAUGAGCCCAGUAUUCUCCCUGCUCGAAGGACUCGCAAGCUUGUUGGUUGUACAGGCUGUCGCUCGAUUCUCUCAGUGGCUCAUUCACGAUCCUCAUGGCCGUCGGACACGACGUAUUAGCAGCAGUGUCCUGAUCCGCAAACUCCUCCAGCUUGGUAUUGAGGCAAGUGAGGCGUGGCAGCUUGUCUUUCUUCUGUUCUCGUCCACCGUGUAUGUGGCAUCGUCGGUUGGUCUGUAUGUCAGCUUCGAAGGCGCUACCAACGGCCGCCCACUUACGGCCGCGGCCAUUGGCGCGUGUGUCGCCUCGACGUUGUGGGUGACGGGGUUUGCUCUGGCCUUCCGCAAGGCGAAUAUCGUCGAGACGUGCCUUAUGUAUGCGUAUGUUGUGUUCAACGUGUACCAACUAAGCACGUCGUUGCUGCUGGGCACAGACCCUCUGCACUUGCUGCACUCGUUCCGCAGUAAGAACUUCUCAGCCGUGCUGCUGAAUGGGCCGACAGGUGCGAUACUAGACCGGAUGACCAACGCCAUUGAGCAUGGAUUGCGUGUGUUUAGUGUCGCGAUGGAGACCCUGCCGCCGACGGUGAUCGUGAACUUGGUAUACCGUGUGACGGUGAUGUACCUCGCGACGCGUGUGCUGGUCAUCUUGGAAUGGCAGAGUCAGUACCGCAGUGCCCCUGUGUCUACGCCGUCAGACACGAACUGGCUCGAUACAGAGGAGACGGCCAAGCUCUCGGAGCUAAUGAUGAGUGCCAAGGAGCCGAGCUCUUCGGAUGAAACGGAUACCCCCGACUAUACAAGUGCAGAAGAGCCGAUGGAUAUGCCAGAGUACGAAGAAAGGCCGGUCCGUUCCCGUAUCAUGGAGAAGGACGAGGAACGGAAGAACGAUACAAGACCAUCGUCCCUCGGCAUGGUCUUUGUGCGCUACUCGCGUUUUGUCCUAAUUACCGUAUACAGCCAUUUGCUGUUGCUGGAUCAGAACCACCAAAUCUACUGGCGCAUGCUGGCUGUAUCGUUCACAUUGGGUCUGUGGGGCAUUGAGCUGCUUCUUAGCAAGGAAGAUGCGGUGGUGAGCUAUGACUAA
Malassezia pachydermatis is the source of this 1599-nucleotide messenger RNA. RefSeq lists its product as hypothetical. Lineage: Eukaryota; Fungi; Basidiomycota; Malasseziomycetes; Malasseziales; Malasseziaceae. Gene Ontology annotation, cellular component: cortical endoplasmic reticulum; perinuclear endoplasmic reticulum; endoplasmic reticulum membrane. Gene Ontology annotation, biological process: septin ring assembly; endoplasmic reticulum inheritance. The transcript is spliced from 3 exons. The record is from RefSeq and is a predicted model, not a curated record. Bases 1 to 1599 code for a protein of 532 amino acids.